Messenger RNA from Corylus avellana, 680 nucleotides. RefSeq lists its product as uncharacterized. Lineage: Eukaryota; Viridiplantae; Streptophyta; Magnoliopsida; Fagales; Betulaceae. The record is from RefSeq and is a predicted model, not a curated record.
UGUGUUGUGCCAAUUUAUACCGUUAAAGAGCUGUGAUUCUCAUUCGCCAAGAAGCAGAGAGAUCAUGAGUUCAGUUUGCAUAUCAAACUGCGUGAACGACGCGCGUGACCCGCGCGUUCCCGUGCGGGCAACCUACGUGAACCUCUACAAGUGGCCGGAGUCGGACGCGGAGUUCGUGAGGUCGUUCAGCUCGAGCGACCGCCAGGGAGGGCACGGGCACGGGCACGGGCACCCAAGGGUGGUGGACAGCAUGUCGUGCAGGCAGAUGUAUCUGAGAAGCUACAAGUUUUCGAGGAAAGAGAGCGUGCCGGAGAAGACCCAGAAGUGUUUCGGGCGGGUCAAGGAGAUAAUGGCCGGAAGUAAGAGAAAGCCGACUCGUGGGCUUAAAAGGAAGUGUUUGGUUCUGAGGAAAGUGAAGGAAUUGUCGUGUGCCGCUUUGCUUAGGAUCUUUCACCGCUUUUUGUCUUGCGCUGCUAGUGUAGACGUUGUGGAUGAAAAAGAUCAUUGAAUUUUAUUUGUCGAUCUGUUUUUGUUUUUUGUUUUUAAUUUAAAGGCAUGCUAAAACAAACCAAAACAAAACAAAACAACGAGAGUACGUACGUGUUCGUGUUGGUGGUGCUGUUAAUUAUGUUUCCUUAAUUUUGUUUUAAAUUAUGUUCAGUUCAAGGGAAAAUACUAAA